Molecule: messenger RNA, 780 nt
Organism: Peronospora matthiolae
Lineage: Eukaryota; Oomycota; Peronosporomycetes; Peronosporales; Peronosporaceae
Source: the annotation of a GenBank genome assembly
AUGGAUAACAGCAAGCCAGUGAAGACGCCUCAAGAUCCCGGCCUGAAGCUAACCAAGAACAUGUGUGAACAAGAAUGCAAGCACGAAGACACCAUGUGCAACGUGCCAUAUCGAAGUGCUGUCGGAGGCAUCAUGUAUCUCAUGGUCGCCACACGUCCGGAUCUAGCUGCUGCAGUGGGAUCAUUAUCCCAGUUCUCGUCCGACCCAUGCCCGACUCACUGGCAAGCUUUGAAGCGUGUGCUGAGAUACCUGCAAGCAACGCCCAAUCAUGGUCUUGAGUUUACACGUGAAGAAGGAAGCCGUAUCUGCGGGUACACCGACGCAGACUGGGCCGGCGACAUUGAGUCAAGACGAAGUACAAGCGGCUAUGUGUUCAUGAUGAGCGGAGGAUGCAUCAGCUGGAACAGCCAGAAACAACGGACGGUCGCGCUAUCUUCAACAGAAGCAGAAUACAUGGCGCUUUCCGAAGCAACCAAAGAAGCAGUAUGGCUCAAAGUGCUUUUGGGGGAACUUGGUGAGAUGACAAGUGACGAAGCGAUCAAGAUGUAUGAAGACAACCAAGGAUCAAUCGCUCUCGCCAAGAACCCGGAGUUCCAUAAGAGAACAAAACACAUCGACAUACGCUACCAUUUUGUGCGUGAGAAGGUGGAAUCAGGUGAAGUCGUUUUGGAGUAUUGCCCGACUCAAGAUAUGCUGGCAGACAUGAUGACCAAGCCGAUCGCCGCUGUACAAUUUGAAAACAUUCGCGAUCGACUUGGGAUCCGAAGGUGCCGCAGCUAA